AUGAGUGUCUGGUUAAAUAAAGUUAACUAUGUUAGAGACUUGAAAAAGAUCGUUCUCUGCUUUUUAGUAGUCUAUCUGGCUAUGUUAGUGGCCACAGAUCAAGAUUUUUACAGUUUACUAGGAGUAUCUAAAACGGCAAGCAGUAGAGAAAUAAGACAAGCUUUCAAGAAAUUGGCAUUGAAAUUACAUCCUGAUAAAAAUCCGAAUAACCCAAAUGCACAUGGUGAUUUUUUGAAAAUAAAUAGAGCAUAUGAAGUACUCAAAGAUGAAGAUCUGCGGAAAAAGUAUGACAAAUAUGGAGAAAAGGGGCUUGCAGACAAUCAGGAAGGAGGCCGGUAUGAGAGCUGGCACUAUUAUCAUUAUGAUUUUGGUAUUUAUGAUGAUGAUCCUGAAAUAAUAACAUUGGAUAGAAGAGAAUUUGAUGCAGCUGUUAAUUCUGGAGAACUGUGGUUUGUAAAUUUCUACUCCCCAGGAUGUUCACACUGCCAUGACUUAGCUCCCACAUGGAGAGACUUUGCUAAAGAAGUGGAUGGAUUACUUCGAAUUGGCGCUGUUAACUGUGGUGAUGAUAGAAUGCUUUGCCAAAUGAAAGGAGUCAAGAGUUAUCCCAGUCUCUUCAUUUUUAGGUCCGGAAUGGCUGCAGUGAAAUAUCAUGGUGACAGAACAAAGGAAGAUUUAAUAAGUUUUGCCAUGCAGCAUGUUAGAAGCACAGUGACAGAAUUCAAAACAGGAAAUUUUGUUAAUGCUAUACAGACCGCUUUUGCUGCUGGUAUUGGCUGGCUGAUCGCUUUUUGUUCCAAAGAAGGAGAUUGUUUGACUUCUCAGACACGACUCAAGCUAAGUGGCAUGUUGGAUGGUCUUGUUAAUGUAGGAUGGAUGGACUGUGACACCCAGGACAACCUUUGUAAAAGUUUGGAUAUUAAAACAAAUACUGCAGUCUAUUUUCCUAGUGGAGCCACUUUGAAUGGUAGGGGCCAGAAAGGACUCCUGUUUCUUAAUUCACUGGAUGCUAAAGAAAUAUAUUUGGAAAUAAUGAAUAAUCUUCCAGAUUUUGAACAACUGUCUGCAAACACACUAGAGGAUCAUUUAGCUCAUCAUAGGUGGCUCAUAUUUUUUAAUUUUGGAAAAAAUCAAAAUUCACAUGAUCCUGAGUUGAAGAAACUGAAAGCUCUGCUAAAACAUGAACAUAUUCAAAUUGGCCGUUUUGACUGCUACUCUGCACCAGACUUCUGUAGUAAACUCUAUGUUUCACAGCCGUGUCUAGCAGUAUUUAAAGGACAAGGAACCAAAGAAUAUGAAAUCCAUCAUGGAAAGAUGAUUCUGUAUGAUAUACUUGCAUUUGCCAAAGAAAGUGUUAAUUCUCAUGUUACCACACUUGGACCUCAAAAUUUUCCUGCCAAUGACAAAGAACCAUGGCUUGUUGAUUUUUUUGCCCCGUGGUGUCCCCCUUGCCGAGCUUUACUACCGGAGUUACGGAAGGCUUCAAAGCAUCUUUAUGGUCAGCUUAAGUUUGGUACAUUGGAUUGUACAGUUCAUGAGGGACUCUGUAGUAUGUAUAACAUUCAGGCUUAUCCAACAACAGUGGUAUUUAACCAGUCGAGCAUUCAUGAGUAUGAAGGACAUCACUCUGCAGAACAGAUCUUGGAGUUCAUAGAGGAUCUUAGGAAUCCUUCAGUGGUCUCCCUUACACCCACCACUUUUAAUGAACUAGUUAAACAAAGAAAACCUGAUGAAGUCUGGAUGGUUGAUUUCUAUUCUCCAUGGUGUCAUCCGUGUCAAAUGUUAAUGCCAGAAUGGAAAAGAAUGGCCCGGACUUUAACUGGAUUAAUCAAUGUUGGUAGUGUAGAUUGCCAACAGUAUCAUUCUUUUUGUGCCCAAGAAAACGUCCAGAGAUACCCUGAGAUAAGAUUUUUUCCUCAAAAAUCAAAUAAAGCUUAUGAAUAUUAUAGCUACAAUGGUUGGAGUAGGGAUGCAUAUUCCUUAAGAAUCUGGGGUCUAGGAUUUUUACCUCAAGUCUCCAUAGAGCUAACACCUCAGACUUUCAAUGAGAAAGUUUUACAAGGGAAAAAUCACUGGGUGGUUGAUUUCUAUGCUCCAUGGUGUGGGCCUUGCCAAAAUUUUGCCCCAGAGUUUGAACUCUUGGCUAGGAUGGUCAAAGGAAAAGUGAAAGCCGGAAAAGUAGACUGUCAGGCUUAUUCUCAGACCUGCCAGAAAGCUGGUAUCCGAGCCUAUCCAACUGUUAAAUUUUACCCCUAUGAAAAAACGAAGAAAAAUACUUGGGGAGAGCAAAUAGAUGUCAGAGAUGCAAAAGAGAUUGCUGCCUUAAUAUUUAAAAAACUGGAAACGCUACAAAAUCAAAGGAAGAGAACCAAGGCACUGGCCAGGCAUCCUCAUGAGAGUGACAUCGUCUUUAAACCCCGCAUGGCAAUCCCUGUCGCAAGGCCGUGA
This is a messenger RNA of Elephantulus edwardii (Cape elephant shrew), 2448 nucleotides long. It is a transcript of the gene DNAJC10, whose product is annotated as DnaJ (Hsp40) homolog, subfamily C, member 10. The record is from RefSeq and is a predicted model, not a curated record. Gene Ontology annotation, biological process: protein folding in endoplasmic reticulum. Gene Ontology annotation, molecular function: disulfide oxidoreductase activity. Lineage: Eukaryota; Metazoa; Chordata; Mammalia; Macroscelidea; Macroscelididae. The transcript is spliced from 24 exons. The coding region runs from base 1 to 2448 and encodes 815 amino acids. Gene Ontology annotation, cellular component: endoplasmic reticulum.